This is a messenger RNA of Melozone crissalis (California towhee), 1835 nucleotides long. It is a transcript of the gene CRBN, whose product is annotated as cereblon. The record is from RefSeq and is a predicted model, not a curated record. The transcript has 12 exons. Gene Ontology annotation, biological process: protein ubiquitination. Bases 136 to 1380 code for a protein of 414 amino acids. Gene Ontology annotation, cellular component: Cul4A-RING E3 ubiquitin ligase complex. NCBI's taxonomy places the organism in Eukaryota, Metazoa, Chordata, Aves, Passeriformes, Passerellidae.
AGCCUUGGCCCGGGGCCGCGGGCUCCUGCGGCCUCUGCUGCUGGGCCCCUGUAAAUCCUUAGAGGCCGUAAAUGUUCCGUCGAGGCCGCAAAUUUCCAUUGAGGCCUAGAGAGCGAGGAAGAGGAUGACAAUGAAAUGGAAGUGGAGGACCAAGAUAGUAAAGAAGCUGAGAAGCCAAACAUCAUUAAUUUUGAUACCAGUUUGCCCACAUCACAUGUGUACCUGGGCUCGGACAUGGAGGAGUUCCACGGCAGGACGGUGCACGAUGACGACAGCUGCCAGGUGAUCCCCGUGCUGCCCCGGGUGAUGGUGAUGCUGAUCCCCGGCCAGACGCUGCCGCUGCAGCUCUUCCGCCCCCAAGAGGUUAGCAUGGUGCGGAAUUUAAUUCAGAAAGACAGAACCUUUGCUGUCCUUGCAUACAGCAAUGCACAUGAGAGGGAAGCACAUUUUGGAACGACAGCAGAAAUCUAUGCCUACAGAGAAGAGCAGGAAUAUGGAGUUGAAACUGUCAAGGUGAAAGCAAUAGGAAGACAGAGGUUCAAGGUGCUUGAAAUACGAACACAGUCAGAUGGAAUCCAGCAGGCCAAGGUACAAAUCCUGCCCGAGCGGGUGCUGCCUCCCACCAUGGCAGCAGUGCAGCUGCAGUCUCUCAGCAGGUGCCACGUGCUCCCCUCUUCCAAACCCACCUCCUGGCAGGACAGGGCCAUCAGGCAGUGGUGGCAGAAGUACCAGAAGAGGAAGUUCCACUGUGCAAGUUUGACAUCUUGGCCCCCCUGGCUCUACUCUCUCUAUGAUGCUGAAACCUUGAUGGAGAGAGUCAAGAGGCAGCUCCACGAGUGGGAUGAAAACCUCAAGGAUGAAUCUCUGCCAUCAAACCCAGUAGAUUUUUCUUACAGAGUUGCUGCCUGCCUGCCCAUUGAUGAUGCUUUACGUAUCCAGCUGCUCAAAAUAGGCAGUGCUGUGCAGAGGCUGCGCUGUGAGCUGGAUAUCAUGAACAAAUGCACAUCUCUGUGCUGUAAGCAAUGCCAAGACACAGAAAUAACUACCAAGAAUGAAAUAUUCAGCUUGUCCCUGUGUGGGCCCAUGGCAGCCUAUGUGAAUCCCCAUGGGUACAUCCAUGAAACGCUCACUGUUUAUAAAGCCUCCAACCUGAGCCUCAGUGGACGCCCCUCCACAGAGCACAGCUGGUUCCCUGGGUACGCCUGGACCAUCGCGCAGUGCCGGCUCUGCGGCAGCCACAUGGGCUGGAAGUUCACGGCCACCAGGAAGGAGCUGAGCCCCCCCCGGUUCUGGGGGCUGACGCGCUCGGCGCUGCUGCCCCGCAUGCCCGAGGACGCCGAGGACGCGGAGCGCGGCCGCUCGCCGCUGCUGUGCCUGUGACGGCCCGGGCCCUGCCGGGGCUGCUCCUCCUCCUCUGCCCCCACCAUCCCCAGGAACCAGCUCAGCCCUUCCCCGUGCUGCUCCUGCACAGGGACACACCGGGAGCGGGACACCGGGAAAUCUCUGAGCCACCUGGACGCGGCUGAGACCGGACUCGUGGAAUUCCCACCUGCAGUGAAGGAAGGAAGGGGAUGGAAACUAAAACCAAACUGAAAUCCCAACGAGCAGAGUCUGAUUGCUGCAGUAUUCCCGGGAUGGUAGAUGGCAGUUACCUGCUGUGGAGUGUUGGCCAUAACUCACUUACACGUGGUUUGCCGAGAAUCCCUGUUGCUAACUCUCUGAAGUCCUUCAGGUUUACUGCUUGUGCUGUUUCUCAGCUUUUUGCUGAAUAACCGUGGAAGAGAGAAGCAGCCUGAGCGUUUCUGAGUGCUGGAAUAGCUCCCUCUCCCAGGAUG